This is a messenger RNA of Heterobasidion irregulare TC 32-1, 483 nucleotides long. RefSeq lists its product as uncharacterized. Bases 1 to 483 code for a protein of 160 amino acids. The transcript has 4 exons. The record is from RefSeq and is a predicted model, not a curated record. NCBI's taxonomy places the organism in Eukaryota, Fungi, Basidiomycota, Agaricomycetes, Russulales, Bondarzewiaceae.
AUGUCUAGCGUCCGCCCGCCCUACCCAUCCUUCACCCUCGUCAUGUCCAGCAACAUGAGCACCAUGAGCAAUCCGGCGGACACGUCACGUCUACCCGCGUACCGUGCCUCGCACCUCGGGCGAUUUCACCCAUACCCUCGUGCACACCCUUCCUACCACGAGAACUAUAUGUCGUUUCCUUCAUCCGCGUUUGUGUGCGAUGCGCAGACGACUGUCGACUAUCGGUACGGCGAUCCGCCGAUUUUCCAGCCCCAGCCGCGCUCCAGCUUCGCUCUGCCGGCGAUCAUCAUCGAGGAUUGUGACAUCAAAAUAGAUUCGGAUUCGGGCGACACAGACACAGCCGUCGACCGCCGCAACAGGCUCAAUCUGAAAACCUUCAGCCAUUAUGUCCUCGCAUUCGCUGUGGCCGUGCAGCGUAAAUGCCGCCGCACGGCUGUCGUGAAGAAGAUGGGAGACGAACCCCGGCUUGAUCUCCUCGACUGA